Messenger RNA from Nycticebus coucang (slow loris), 201 nucleotides. It is a transcript of the gene DEFB134, whose product is annotated as defensin beta 134. Lineage: Eukaryota; Metazoa; Chordata; Mammalia; Primates; Lorisidae. The transcript has 2 exons. The coding region runs from base 1 to 201 and encodes 66 amino acids. The record is from RefSeq and is a predicted model, not a curated record. Gene Ontology annotation, cellular component: extracellular region. Gene Ontology annotation, biological process: innate immune response.
AUGAAAACUCUCCUCGUCCUGUUUGUCGUUCUCUUCCUUUGGGACCCAGUGACGGCAGGUUUUAACCUAAUUUCACCAGAAGUACACAAGAAAUGCUACAAAGGCGGCAUCUGCCGACUGGAGUGCUACAGAAGUGAAAUGCUGGUUGCUUACUGCAUGUUUCAUCUGGAGUGCUGCCUCACAGGGCGUCCUCCACCCUGA